Messenger RNA from Sipha flava (yellow sugarcane aphid), 708 nucleotides. It is a transcript of the gene EMC10, whose product is annotated as ER membrane protein complex subunit 10. The record is from RefSeq and is a predicted model, not a curated record. The transcript has 5 exons. The coding region runs from base 4 to 663 and encodes 219 amino acids. Gene Ontology annotation, cellular component: EMC complex. Lineage: Eukaryota; Metazoa; Arthropoda; Insecta; Hemiptera; Aphididae.
AAUAUGAUUAAUAUCAAAAAAUUAUUGUGCCUUUUUUGUAUAGUUAAUAUUACCCUAUGCAUUUCCGAUUUAAGUUAUGAUACAAUAACUGAUAUUUAUGUUGAACAUGAAUUGAUUCCUGGGGCUGGUUUUACCAAGCGUAGUUCCAUUGCUGUCAGUUUAGAGACUAAAAAUGAUGUUUUGUCCGAAACUAAUAUUAAUGAUUCAGAUUUACAAUUACUAAAAGAAUUAGCAUUUAACAAUGAAAUUUAUAGGUUGAAAGUUACAGUCAAAACAUUGUCUGGAAAAGAAACCAGUUUUCUGUCAUUUACUAAAGCGUGUCUAAUAAUUGGAUCUAAGUUGAAAGAUAUCCUAACAUUGCACUUAGAUCAUCUAGACUCUCCGUUUGCCGUUAACUUGGCUACAACAUCUAACAGCUGUGAUCAUUUUAAUGAAUUGAAUACAAAUAAAUUUACAACUACUGUAUUUUUUAGAAGACCAGAAAACAGUCCUGUACCUGAUACUGCUACAUAUAUUCAUAAGAUGGAGCGUGAGCGAGAAGCAAGAGAAAAAGGAAAAUCAAAUAAUAACAAAUCUAUGCUUGGAAAAUAUUGGAUGUAUAUAGUACCAUUAGUCAUAUUUAUGAUGGUGGCUGGGGCAUCAAAUCCAGAAGGAAGACAGUAAAUGUAAAAUAAUUCAUUUUUAAUAUUAUUUUCCUCACCAAAUGUA